GCCCCGACGACGUAUGGUUCAAUCAACGUUCUUCGUAGUCGUAGCCCGAGCCAUGGAGUUAGCUACUUCGACCUUUCUGGGCACACAACUCAGACCCGCCGUUCUGUCGCCGUCGCAUAGCCCGACUGCGAUGUUCGCCGGGAAACCCACCGGUGGCAUGCGUUUCUCCGCCGCCUCCGCCGCCGAUUAUAGUCGCGGGAAAAGAGGCUCCGACAAGAUGUACACGAGGCUCGACUCGUGUCUUGUCAUUCCUCCGCCGAGGUACAAGGAACCGCGUGCUGUUGUGAAGUUCCUGGGCGGCGCGUUCGUCGGAGCUGCGCCUGAAGUGACUUAUAGUUACCUGAAGGAGCUAUUGGCUAAGGAAGGGUAUGUGAUCAUAUCUGUGCCGUACAAUGUGACAUUUGAUCAUGAACGAGCUGCUAAGCAGGUUUAUGAGAGGUUCAAUUCCUGCUUGGACAUGAUGCUCUCGUCCGGGAUUCCGAAUGCGGAUUUGAGGCCGGAAGAUCUCGCUGACCUUCCUCUUUUCUCGGUCGGUCACAGCAAUGGUGCACUUCUGCAAGUUCUGACCGGAAGUUAUUUCUCUGAGAAGAUACCGAAGGCUAAUGUCAUUGUCUCAUUCAAUAACAGAUCGGCCACAGAGGCAGUCCCGUACUUUGAGCAGCUCGGCCCUCUUGUCCGCCAGAUAAUACCACUCGUAGAAGCAACUCCAGUAUAUGCAAUGGCUCAAAGUGCAUCAGGUGAUGCAUUGAAAGGAUUGCUUGAAACGGCGGCAGCUACAAUUCUGAACAACGAUCAGGAAGCAGUAACAUCACUUACCAAACUUGUUGAUCAGUUGCCCUCGGUUUUUGGUGAGGUAGCUCAGGGAGUGUCAGAGUUCAGGCCAAAACCACCCGAAAACCGUGAUUUCUGCAAGAGCUCCUACAAUGUUCAGCACACUCUGCUGGUAAAAUUCAAAUCUGACACGAUCGAUGAGUCGGAUUUACUGGAAGAAACCCUGAGGCCUCGGGUAGAAUCGUACGGUGGGACACUCGAAAAGGUUCUGUUAGGUGGCAACCAUCUCACUCCUUGCAUUCAGGAUCCGAGAUGGCAAGUGGGAUCUGUAUACACACCUGCAGAUGCCAUCGCUCAGGCGCUGAAGACGCUUUCCCUUAACGAUACCCGACUUCUCUCUCGGACAAUCGUGGAUUGGUUCAAGCAGUUUGAGCACUGAUGAUGAUGAUGAUGAUGAUGUUCAUUGAUGUAUAUGAACAUGCUUCAGCAUAAAUGCGUACAUGUGUGUGUGUAUAUAUACAUACGUAUGAACAAGCUU
This is a messenger RNA of Tarenaya hassleriana, 1309 nucleotides long. RefSeq lists its product as uncharacterized. The coding region runs from base 14 to 1210 and encodes 398 amino acids. NCBI's taxonomy places the organism in Eukaryota, Viridiplantae, Streptophyta, Magnoliopsida, Brassicales, Cleomaceae. The transcript has 9 exons. The record is from RefSeq and is a predicted model, not a curated record.